Triplophysa rosa is the source of this 5537-nucleotide messenger RNA. It is a transcript of the gene sorcs3b, whose product is annotated as sortilin related VPS10 domain containing receptor 3b. Lineage: Eukaryota; Metazoa; Chordata; Actinopteri; Cypriniformes; Nemacheilidae. The record is from RefSeq and is a predicted model, not a curated record. Gene Ontology annotation, cellular component: membrane. Bases 194 to 3880 code for a protein of 1228 amino acids. Gene Ontology annotation, molecular function: protein binding. The transcript has 27 exons.
AGCAGCUCCACCCCUCCGGUAACUACUCCCCGCUCAGAACCGACCGAACCCUCAGAUCAGAGACUGGUGCACAGGUAUCCCCAACGUCACUGCUGUGACGGAAAGUUAUUUUAGGUGUACUUCGUGUUGGUAUUUUGAAGGAACUUACUCGGACUUGGUAGGGUGGGUGUAGCCUAUAUAUAAGAGAAACAUAAUGAAGAUGAAGGAUGUCUGCGGUUUGGACCAGAGCCGGACUUACCGGACGAUGUUUCUUCUGUGCGCGCUCCUGCCGCUUCCCACGAGCGCAGAUAUCACUUGCGCCUCGUGCUUCGCGCCAAUUCAAAUCCACGGGAAUGAAGCGCUUGAGCAAAUUAUACCAACUGUCGUUGUAAACCGUCAGUUUGACACCGUAACGGUCGGCAGUGCCGUCAAAAGCGGGAUAUUAAGGCUGGAUAGACCUCAACUUUUCCCUAAAGCGCAUGUAUCCAGACGGGACCGGGUGAGCCCAACUGAGGGAAAGGACGGAACGUUUUAUUCAGCAUCAUCUUCAGAGGGAAUCAAAGUGGACAGAAGGGUGAAGCGCGGCGUGUUUCCCUCAGAGCGCGAGAAAAGUGUCAACAGCGCGGCUGCUCCUCGGUCCGAGUUUAGGAGGACUGGAGGAGUUGAUGGUACCGCCAGGGGUCCGAGGCAGAAUGAGCCACACCUGGUCACGUCCACCUUCGCCCUGUCCGGAGAUUCUGCUCAUAAUCAGGCCAUGGUGCUGUGGUCCGGAUACAACAGCAGCGUGAUCCUGAUUCUGACAAAACUGUUCGACUUUAACCUCGGAACUGUGACAGAAAGUUCACUCUGGAGGUCUGUAGAUUUUGGGGCAACGUAUGAAAAGCUGACAGAUAAAGUGAUGAGCAGAACAAUGCUGAGCUAUCUGUACGUCUGUCCGACCAAUAAGAGGAAGAUCCUGAUCUUAUCCGACCCAGAGGUGGAAAGCAGUUUACUCAUCAGUUCCGACGAAGGCGCAACUUUUCAAAAAUUCAAUAUUAACUUCUACAUUAUGAGUCUUCUGUUUCACCCUACGCAAGAGAAUUGGAUACUGGCUUAUAGCCAUGACCAGAGGCUGUACAGCUCUGUAGACUUUGGGAAGAAGUGGAUUCUUGUUCAUGAACGAGUAACUCCAGGGCGAUUCUACUGGGCUCUGAGUGGUCUGGAUAAAGAUGCAGACCUGGUGCACAUCGAGGCCCGAACUGACAGUGGACAAAUAGAGUAUAUUACCUGUCGAGCCCAAAAGUGUUCGGAGGAGGGUAGGCAGUAUCCAUUCAGUGGCCGAAUCGACACCAACUCCUUGGUAGUUCAAGACCAAUACAUCUUCUUGCAGCUAACCACGGCUGGAAGAACUACGUACUUUGUGUCCUACCAGCGAGGGCCCUUCAGGACCAUACAGCUCCCGAAAUACUGUCUACCCAAAGACAUGCAUAUUGUCAGUACAGAUGAGGGGCAGGUGCUCGCAGCCGUGCAGGAGUGGAAUGAAAAUGCCACUUACAGUCUAUACAUCUCUGACACUCCUGGAGUCUACUUCACGCGCUCGCUGCCAAACCUGCGCACGUCCCGCGGGCUUGCCGGAAACCUCAUCGUUGAUGUCUACAAGGUGUUGGGUGUUAGUGGGCUCAUCAUAGCCAAUAAGAAAGAAGACACACAGAUGAAAACAUAUAUCACAUACAACAAAGGGCAGACAUGGGCCUUACUGCAACCGCCGACAAAGGAUGCUACAGGAAAUGACAUCAACUGCAACCUGCCAUCGUGCUCCCUGCACCUUCACCUGCAGAUGUCUGAAAACCCUUACACACCUGACACUAUCUCCACCAAGCAAUCCGCUCCAGGGAUUAUUGUGGCCACAGGAAACAUUGGGCCCGAGCUGUCCUUCUCUAACACAGGAAUGUUUAUCUCUUCUGAUGCUGGUAACACCUGGAGACAGAUUUUCGAAGAGGAGCACAGCGUUUGGUUUUUGGACCAUGGAGGGGCUUUAUUAGCUGUUACCCAAUCUGCAGUUCCCACACGGUAUUUAUGGAUUAGUUUGGAUGAAGGCAGGCAGUGGGAUAGACUCAGCUUUUCAUCUACUCCUCUGUUUGUUGACGGGGUUUUGAUGACUCCGGAGACGGAAAAUCACAUCAUUACAUUCUUUGGACACUUUAGUUACCACUCUGACUGGCAACUGAUAAAGAUUGACUACAGCUCCCUGUUUGGGCGGAAAUGCACAGACGGAGACUUUCAGACAUGGCACCUGCAUAACAAGGGCGAGGUGUGUGUGAUGGGAGAGAGACAGGUGUAUAUGAAGAGGAAGCCGGGCACACGCUGCUCUCUGGGUCAAGAGUAUUCUCGAGUCGUUUCAGCUGAACCCUGCAACUGUAGCCUCUAUGACUUUGAGUGUGAUUAUGGGUUUGAGAGACAGGCCAGUGGAAAAUGUGCACCUGCAUUCUGGUAUGAUGUGAAUUUACCUUCAUACACCUGCAGCCAAGGACAGCACUUCCGCAACAGCACGGGGUACCGAAAAGUGAUGUUGAAUAACUGUAGAGAGGGUCUGAAGGAAACACUGAGUCCAAGAAUGCAACAGUGUAAGCCCAUUGCUCCCAGUGGCCUACAGUUGAGCACCAGCAACUCCCAGCUCACUGCUGUACUGGGAACCAAUAUCACCUUCAGAGCAACACUGCAAAACGGUGACUCCUUGUCUACAAGUCUCCGUGUUGACUUUGGAGAUGGCACCUCUGUGUCAUACUCUAACAUAAGUCGCCUUGGUGACAGCAUCACACACACGUACAGGAUGGCAGGGAUAUUCAGGGUCACCGCACAUACCCAGAACAGCCAGGGAUCUGACAGCAGUUCAGUCUAUCUGCACAUCACCAGUCCCGUGGAGCGUAUAUUUCUCUCAGCACCCGUGGUUGUCAUAAGAGGAAGAGAGGCCAACCUGACGGCAGUGCUGUGGCCCAGUCAGCCCCGGACCUCUACCUUCUACUGGUGGUUCAAUAACAGCACAGAGCCACUGAUCACACUGCGAGGAAGCGUGUCGCACACGUUCACGCAGGAGGGAUCUCACUCUGUCACCGUCCAGGUGUCUGCCGGAGGGGUUGUCUUACAGGACGUCAAAACCAUCACUGUCAAAGAGUUCUUUCGUUCUUUAUUGCUGUCAUUCUCUCCCAACCUGGAAGAGCACAACCCGUCUGUCGUUGAGUGGAGACAGGACGUGGGGCGCGUUGUCAGGGCAACGCUCAUUCAGGUUUGUGGGAUCCCUGAGCGCCGGUUAUUGGUUUCUGUGUUUCCAGGAUCACCAACAGCUGCUGAGCUCUUUAUCCUACCAGAGAAGAAUCAGUCGGCAUACAGAUCACAAAUAGAAGAACAACUUGAUAAAAUGUCAGAGGUGCUCAUGAACGCUUUAAAUCAGAACCUGAUCCAGUUUGAUUUGAAGCCGGACACACGGGUCACAGUGUCCGUGUCUCAGCUCACUCUGGCACCCCUGGUCGACUCCACUGCUCUCCCCAGUGGUUCUGCCAUGCUGUUACUGGUUUCUCUUGGUCUGGUGGGGUUGGCCAUUCUCUUCGUAUACAAGUUCAAACGUAAGAUCCCGUGGAUCCAUGUGGAGACCGAGGACACCCAUGAGAAGGAGCCGGAGAUGAUCAGCGCCGUCGGACAGGAGAAGAACGGCACGAGUACGACAGCCACUUCUUCGUUCAAGUCGUGCAGCAAACACAGCACACACCCACCGUUUCCCUCGAACCCUGGAACACUCAACAGCUUCAGCCAUCUGCCACCUCCUAGAGAACUGAUGGAGAAAGAGAUGGAGGCUCAUAACACAGGGGGCCUCGGGGUUGGAGAGAGGCUACGAACCAGACAGAUUCCGAACUGCACCAAUGUCUGAAAUGAUGAAAUGAAGAAAGGUUUGAUGAUGAAAUAUCAUCAUUUUGUAUAUGUUUGAAGGAAUUGUACAUGCUGUGUAAUUAUGGUACUUUCCCCUUCAAUUUUCCUGUUACUGUGAUGCUUUUUAUUAUUAUUGUGGUGUUUAACAUUUGAGCUUGAUAAUCAAUCACUUGUUACUGAAAUAUUAUUACAUACAAGUGUAAAUAAAAUCAAAAUCUCUAAUAGCAGAAUAAUAUUGUAUUACAGCAGCACUUGAGGAGUUGCUUUUCCAACCCGGACUCAUGAAUUGCGUAUAAAUAACAUCGGGAAAUACGUAUGCCAAAGUUUGAUUUUGCGUGCAUAUGAUACGCCAAUGUUUGCGUGCACCUCGCUGAAGAGCAGACAUUUUGAAACGUACAUGAAGAGGAAACACUGAAAUAAUUUAAAUAAUACUGUUAGGUUUAGGGUUUGGGUUAGGGUAGAGGUUAUAAUAUGCACGCACGCUAACAUUAGGUUUAGGGUUUGGGUUAGGGGACAGGUUAAUAAGACAAAUUGCCGGUUAAUAUGCACGCGCGCUAAAUUGGCGUAUCAUAUGCACUCAAAAAUAGGCGUAUUUAUGUACGCAAAAUCGAACUUUGCCGUACGUAUUUCACGAUAAUGCAACCCGCGUGCUAUUUAUACGCAAUUCAUGAGACUGGGCUCGCUUUUCUCACCUCUAACAGUGGGUUCACACCAAACGCGAAUUAAGCGAUUUGCGUGAGUAAAUUACAUACAAAGUCAAUGCAAAGAUGUGUAUAGACGCGAACUCGCGGCAGACGAUGCGAAUGACGCGAACCGGGCGACGCGAUUGCCGCGAACGCACGUCAAUCUCGUCUUCCGCGAAGGUUGAAAAUAUUUGUCAGCUCGAGUCACUUGCUCGAAAAUAACUAACUUUUCCCGUGAGUAAUAAAGAGCGUGGAACGCGAUUGUUCGCGUUUGGUGUGAACCAAGCAUAAUACAGUUAUCUGAACAUACUAAGAUGGUUAACCAAAAGCUUUUGUAUAUCAUUUUUCUGCAUGCUCACUUUUAGAUAUAUCAAGAUGAUCUUCCUUUAUUUGUAUAAAGCUCACUUUUAGAGAUCAAACUGAAAAUCACAUAAAUUGACAUGUUUUCAUACUGUAACAUUAAUAUUUAAUAUAAUAAUGAUUUAAAACAUAUGCUUAUUUAAAGGUUUUAACUAGCUGUUUAUGAAAUUGGUAGUUAUUUUCAGAUGUAAAUAGUUAUUGAGAGAAGCAAGGGUUUAGAAUUGAAUAGAUGUACAUGGCACAAAUAGAGGGGGGUACCUUCAUCUGCAGAGACGCCUCAUUGUUAAAACGCCUCAUCUGCUGAACGUGUCCAUUUGUGCCUUGGCUGUGCGUAUUACUGUUGUAAGAUGGCAACAUUCUUUAUUUAGUUUACAUAAUACUAUAUUCCCGGACAUAUAACCAUGUGGAACGCAUGUUUCAUUGCUUAAUAAUUGUCGACAGCCAGUUUUAUAUUCUACUGUAAACUGAAGGUCACUUUAAUCUGAAUAAAUGUAUUUUUACAUUAGAGACUGCACACUGAAUGUUUACUACGGAUUUUCAUGACAAUCGAAUGACCUGCGUUCUCAAUUUCUCCAGACGAUUUCCAAACACCCAUCAUCUUUUUCAUUCCCGCAG